UUCAAAACUCCCUACACGUGUAACAAUAUUCAACAAAGUUUAUUUAUUUUAUUAAAUUAUGGGUCGAAAGAUACAAAAUAAGAAAAAAGUCCCUCAACUUGAGAUUGUGCCUAUGGAUGAAAAUCCUCCACUUCCAGCACAGAGAACUUCUGAGGACGUCGUACCCAAAAGAGAAAAAUGGGUAAAUAAGCAGCGUGUUCUAGUUUUUGCUGCUCGAGGUAUUAACCAUCGUGAUCGCCAUCUGCUGCGAGAUAUAAAAAGUCUAAUGCCUCAUCAUCGUCCGGAAUCAAAAAUGGAACGUUCGAAAACGCUAUCUGUAAUUAAUGAAAUGUGUGAAAUGAAGCACUGUAACAAAACAAUAUUAUUCGAAGGACGCCGAAAACGUGAUUUAUAUAUGUGGGUGGCUAAUGCCGCUACAGGACCUUCCGCUAAAUUUCUUGUUGAAAAUAUUCAUACAAUGGCAGAACUGAAAAUGACUGGUAACUGUUUGCGCGGAUCUAGACCAUUAUUAUCAUUCGAUACUAAGUUUGACGAAGUCCCACAUUUGAAGUUAUUGAAAGAAUUGUUCACACAAACAUUCGGUGUACCUAACCAUCAUCCAAAAAGUCAACCUUUUAUAGACCAUGUCUACACUUUUACAUAUCUGGAUCAUCGCAUAUGGUUCAGGAAUUUUCAAAUUCUCUCAGAAGAUGGUGGUUUAGCUGAGAUCGGACCUAGAUUUGUUAUGAAUCCCGUUAAAAUAUUUGAAGGUUCAUUUACUGGCAAUGCUAUUUGGGAAAAUCCAAACUAUAUAAGCCCAUCUCGUCAACGUCAAAUGUUAAAGAAAGCCGCAAAGGAGAGAUAUGUGAACCGUGUAGAACAGAAAGUUCAUCAAGAAGUUAAUAGGCCAAAGGAGGCAUAUGAAGGAUUAGAGUAUGAAGAGUUAUUUGAAAAUGAGGAUGCUAUAACGACAGCAAAGUUUCUAGCGGAGAAAGCCAAGAAAAAGGUGGUUGUGGAUCCAAGUAAAGAAAAACCUUCCAAGUCAGCAUUGACGAAAAAAAUCAAAGAGAAACAACUAAAAGCUGCAGUUGAACUAAUCGCGAAAAAGAAAGCAAAAGUUUCGAAUAAGAAAAAAAUAAAUGAUUUGUAAUAAAAAAUUUAUUUGAUCUUUGUUCUUUAUAAUAGGUUAUUUAGAUAUGGUAAAUAAAUGGAACAUUAUUAAAAAAUA
Molecule: messenger RNA, 1207 nt
Organism: Bactrocera tryoni
Lineage: Eukaryota; Metazoa; Arthropoda; Insecta; Diptera; Tephritidae
Product: ribosome biogenesis protein BRX1 homolog
Exons: 3
Coding region: 59-1129 (356 amino acids)
Biological process (GO): ribosomal large subunit assembly; rRNA processing
Cellular component (GO): nucleolus
Molecular function (GO): rRNA binding
Source: RefSeq, a predicted model, not a curated record